ACCAUAAAAUUGACUGAACGUCCGGUUGGCUGUAUCUGUGCUGCUGACUGGCGAGAGGUGCAAAGCUUACGGGCUUACGGCAUUGUAGGUCUUUAUUAUGUAGGGUAGUAAAGCCGGAUUUUUUGUAUCUAUUUUUUCGUUUAUUUACAUUCUUAAUUUGAUUUUCUUGAGAGGAUAUUGAUGUAUCGACAUUCGAAUAGAAAACUUUUUUCUUUUCAGGGUGUUGGAGCCUUAUUUCAUAGAAAUUCUACAGAAAAGGAGUUGUUUUCAUUUGUUGUGAAUAAAAAAAUUAAAUACUGUAACUCGGCAAGUACCAUGUCCAAAAGCAUGCAAAUUCUAAGUAAAGAGUUGUUGCUCCUAGAAAUGAAGAAAAGCAUCCCAAUACUAAGUAGUUCAUUGCACAAAGGUGAAAGUGGUAGAAUCGGAGUGAUUGGUGGUAGUUUGGAAUAUACAGGAGCACCUUAUUUUGCUGCAAUGGCUGCCCUCCGUGUGGGUUGUGAUCUUGUUCAUGUGUUUUGCAUGAAAGAAGCUGCUCCAGUUAUCAAGAGCUAUAGCCCUGAACUAAUUGUCCAUCCAUUGCUUGAUAGCCCAAAUGCACUACAAGCUAUUUCUGAAUGGUUGCCUCGAAUUCACGCUUUAAUCAUUGGACCAGGUCUUGGUAGAGAUGCAGGAGUUUUUAAAAUCCUGGGUCCCAUUAUUAACCAUGCAAAGGAACUGAAAAUUCCUCUUGUGAUAGAUGCUGAUGGAUUAUUUUACAUCAAUAGCAAUCACCAAAUUAUUCAUAAUUGUACCAAUGUGAUUUUGACUCCAAAUGUCAUAGAAUUUACCAGACUUUACAAAGCUGUUAUGGGCAUAUCAAUUGAUCCUAGUCAACCUGUACUAGUUGAAGAUGUCGCAGCCUUGGCAAAAAGACUGGGCAAUGUAACAAUCCUGCAAAAAGCUGAAAAAGAUAUUACUUCUAACGGAAUUGACGUCAACAUCUGCGAGAAGAUGGGUUCACCGAGGCGAUGUGGAGGACAAGGAGAUUUAUUGUGUGGAUUUCUGGCUACUUUUCUUUAUUGGAAAACUCAUGACAAGUAUACUCAUGAAGUCACACUUUCCGCUGCGGCUGCGGCAACUCACCUUAGUCGAAUGAUUAGUCGAAAAGCUUUUGAAAUCCAUGGUCGUGGAACUCUCGCCUCUGACAUGAUACCUUACAUCCCAGAAUGUUUCAGGUCACUGUUUAAUCAGGAGUAAAUUAUAUUUAUGAAAAUUUUAAUGUUAGAAAUUUAGCAUUAUGUAAUAUUUUUGUAGAUGACAACCAACUAUAAUACAAAAUAUGUCCUAUGCAGA
Messenger RNA from Daphnia pulex (common water flea), 1332 nucleotides. RefSeq names its product ATP-dependent (S)-NAD(P)H-hydrate dehydratase-like (gene Naxd). NCBI's taxonomy places the organism in Eukaryota, Metazoa, Arthropoda, Branchiopoda, Diplostraca, Daphniidae. Bases 181 to 1236 code for a protein of 351 amino acids. Gene Ontology annotation, biological process: metabolite repair. The transcript is spliced from 3 exons. The record is from RefSeq and is a predicted model, not a curated record. Gene Ontology annotation, molecular function: ATP-dependent NAD(P)H-hydrate dehydratase activity.